Molecule: messenger RNA, 670 nt
Organism: Cantharellus anzutake
Lineage: Eukaryota; Fungi; Basidiomycota; Agaricomycetes; Cantharellales; Hydnaceae
Exons: 3
Coding region: 109-504 (131 amino acids)
Molecular function (GO): transmembrane monodehydroascorbate reductase activity
Source: RefSeq, a predicted model, not a curated record
ACUCUUCAACCCACUCGCCGACUUAAGCACAAGAAGGAAGGCCUCCUCCGACAUCAGAUUAUUCAGUUGGGUUUGGGGCUAUCCGUCAUCCUCUUCGGUGGCAUUGCAAUGUUCAUCAACAAAGUUGAACAUGGUGCCCCUCAUUUCACAACUUGGCAUGGAAGAUUUGGCCUCAUCGCACUCAUUUGGCUGGUGUUACACAGUUUGGUCGGUGGCGCGAGCGUAUGGUUCCCUGUCAAGGCAUUCGGAAGUGUCGACAAAGGGAAAAUGACAUGGAAGUGGCAUCGCGUAUCCGGCUACCUUCUUGUUGCCUGGUUUUUGAUUACUGCACAUUUAGCGGGCGGCUAUGCCACCUGGGUUCAAAUGGAAACAUCAUGGGCGGAACGAUUCUGGAUCUAUACCAUUCUCCCGAUCAUAGCUCUUAUCGGCAUCGCGAGUAGAAUUAGAAUAUGGAAACUUCCAGGAUUCCAGAAACCUGAUUACUCAGUCGGCAUAGUCUCUUGAAUAUUGGUAUCCUGAACCCAUUCACAUACAAUACGUCGACGUCGUGAUUUUUAUGGUUUCGUUUCGACACAAUGAGUUCCGUACACCCAAUAAAUCUUUAAGUAUUAUGAGAAGUAUGACAUACGAUAUUGAAGAUUAAGACACAUAAUCAAUGUCCCGCAGUGAG